AUGGCGAGCUUCGAACCUCCUAUCCUGGUGACCGGAGCAGCGGGCCGAGUUGGCGGCGUCGGCAGGCGUGUUGUGGCAUUGCUUCGAGCGGCCAAUCUACCAGUUCGGGCACAAGUGCGGCAGGACGACGAUCGAGCUGAACAGCUGCGCUCUCUGGGUGCGGAGGUUGUGGUAGCUGAUCUUUUGAAGCCAGAGCAAGUCCUUCCAAUUCUCCAGGGAUGUCGAAAGAUCUUUUUCUGCACGAGUGUCUCUGCCGACUACCUCGAGGCGACAAUGGUCAUGGCCGCGGCCGUAAGAGCUACGACCGGCAUCGAGCUUCUCGUCAACUUGUCUCAAAUGACUGUGGCAGAGAUGGACCUUACUCAUACGACGGAUUCGCACCAGCAUAGGCUGCAAUGGCUGAGCGAACAAGCGCUCAACUGGUCUGGCCUGCCAGUGACGCAUCUUCGACCAACUGUGUUCCAAGAAAAUGCACUCUUCUGGCAGCUACCAGCACUCGAAAUCAAGAAGUCGGGGACAAUACGCAUGCCCUUUGGGCAAGGCCGGAUCUCUCCGGUAGCUGCCAACGAUGUUGCAGAGGUGGCGGUGCAGAUUCUGCUUAAACCAGAUCGAUAUGUCGGCAAAAGCGUGGAGCUGACCGGGCCCAGUUCAGUCGACAUGUCUGAACUUGCCAAGGAAUAUUCUGCCGCAACUGGGAGCCCGGUUCAAUACGUUCCGAUUCAGCUUGACCAUUGGGUGGAGGAAGUAUUAGGAAUGGUAGAUCUGCCGAAACAUGUGUAUGACCAUCUUAUGGUCAUGGUUAAGCUCAUCGCAGCUGGAUGGUAUGAUAGACACACGGAUUCUGUUCAAACCAUUCUCGGUCGGCCGGCAGCAGCUAUUUCGUCGACUAUAAAAGGAAAUCCUCAGCUGUUCCGGCCCUUCUGA
Molecule: messenger RNA, 924 nt
Organism: Trichoderma citrinoviride
Lineage: Eukaryota; Fungi; Ascomycota; Sordariomycetes; Hypocreales; Hypocreaceae
Product: NAD(P)-binding protein
Exons: 1
Coding region: 1-924 (307 amino acids)
Source: RefSeq, a predicted model, not a curated record